AUGAGUGAAGGCUCGAGCGGAGAAGUAAAGACAACGGUAAUGGAAGAAAAAUCGGAAAAGCAACAAGGGAGAGCAUCUCUGGAGAAAGGAAGAUCGUGCAAAGGCUAUCUUUAUUACUCCUCCACUCUCAAAUCCAAGGCUAAAAAUCCCCGCUGCGUCGGAAUCCCUCGUACUCUUCGUCAAGUUCCUGUUUACGUUGUUGGACAAAAAGAACCACAAACCUUGCCGAAUUUUUAUUACGGCUGUCUGGGUUAUUCAGUCUACAUGACUGAAAAAGACUCUUCUGCAAUGAAGCAGCCUACAAAGACACAACUUCCCUUUUGUGUCGGUCUUGAGAUGCUAGCAGAAAGAAAAGCGACUUCUAGCAACACUUCACCUGUUCCAGCCCGUGUUCAAAACAGAAAUGGUGCUCGUACUGGGGAUCCCUUUGGUGUAGAUCCUCGGGAUCACCUGAACCAUAACCAGAACCAGAAACCAUCCCCAGCCCCAGCCCCAGAAAACGGCUUUGUAACCAGGCUCAACAGAAACGCAAACCUGGUAGCAUCAGGGGUGAUGAAGAACCUGAAGAGAGUGGGAAAAAGUAGAUCUGAGAAAAGUGUCGGGAAAAAGAUUCUCUUUUCCUCCUCGACCUCCGCCGGCGGACACGAGACCAGAGCUCACCCUCGCCGCCUUGGGGCUCCAAGAAGAACGGUUGUCCAAUUCCGUCCACCCAGUCCUUCCUCAGCGUUGAAUCGGACCCCUUUACUCACCGACAAAGGCAAAGAAGAAGACCGAGCCUCCCACGGCCAAAACGCCGACCUCCACCGGAGACGACUCACUGAAACCAGACUACCUCCGAUGCUCAACCAAGCUUCACCGCACACAUCUCCGCCACUUCCACGCGACACUCCACUUCAAUCCGGUCAGAAUAUUCCACCGCCGUUGACAAGCAGAGCCACCGCCGUGGGGAACCGCCAUCCUUAA
Microthlaspi erraticum is the source of this 963-nucleotide messenger RNA. NCBI's taxonomy places the organism in Eukaryota, Viridiplantae, Streptophyta, Magnoliopsida, Brassicales, Brassicaceae. The record is from the annotation of a GenBank genome assembly.